Messenger RNA from Carassius carassius (crucian carp), 1221 nucleotides. RefSeq names its product protocadherin gamma-B5-like. The record is from RefSeq and is a predicted model, not a curated record. Gene Ontology annotation, molecular function: cadherin binding; calcium ion binding. The transcript is spliced from 8 exons. Gene Ontology annotation, cellular component: adherens junction; plasma membrane; catenin complex. Bases 73 to 1221 code for a protein of 382 amino acids. Lineage: Eukaryota; Metazoa; Chordata; Actinopteri; Cypriniformes; Cyprinidae. Gene Ontology annotation, biological process: calcium-dependent cell-cell adhesion; cell-cell junction assembly; cell morphogenesis.
UGUAUUCAAUGUGCAACCCCAUCAAAAUUACACAUACGCAAAAAACGAGCCUGGAUUGUGGAUUCACUGUCCAUGGAAGAGGAGCACACUGGUCCUUUCCCAUAUAAACUAGGAGAUUUAAAUAUUGAGAAGAAAGUUAUCGAAGAGUACUCCAUUCAUGGACAGGGCAUCGACAAAGACCCCAAAGGGAUUCUCUCUGUGGACAGAAAUGGGUCCGUUUAUGCUCAUGGAAAAGUUGACUAUGAGGAGUACAAGAGACUGAGAAUCACACUUUCUAAAAAACACACAAUAGUCGCUGUGGAUAUUGAUAUCAUGGAUGUUAACGACCACGCUCCUGUUUUCAAUCGAGAUGUGUAUGAGCUCACAGUAGAUGAAUCAACACCACAAGGUAAGCCUCUGGUCACAGUGCUGGCCACCGACAACGAUCAGCCUGGCACAGCGAACGCUCAGUUUACUCUGAGCAUCGUCUCAGUGUCUCCCUCUGCCUCCAGUGCACUGUUCUUCAUUCAGCAGAGAACAGGAGAGCUGACAGGAACCAUCUCUUUCAAGGGAUCCCUUGAUUAUCCGGAGACCCAGAAAUACACGAUUCUGGUUGAAGCGAAGGAUCAUGGGGAGAAGAUGCAGCUCUCCAGCACAAGCACAGUGAUUCUGAACCUCAUCGGCAAACACAACCAACUCACAGAGAGAACAAAAGAUGGCGGUGAUUCCUCAGUAUUCAUGAAACAAGUGGGUGUAACGGAGAGAAAGGAGACUGGACCGAUGCUGGAUGCCAACAAACUGGCCAUGUGUCUGUCUGAGGAGAUGGUUGAUAUUACAGCUAUCAAUCCAGACCUGUACAGCCCACCCUUACACUUCCAGCUGACUGGAGACAUCCAGGGCAAAUGGAGGCUUCAGUCUAACUAUGGUCCAUCUGUGAGACUGAUCAAAGAGAGCGCUGUACGUGCAGGAGAUCAUGAAGUGACCCUGGAGAUCUCUGACAGUCAGGGCCAGCAGUCCGUCCAGACGCUCUCGCUGCGUGUGUGCGACUGUGAUGUUUCUGCACACUGCACUGCGCUCAGAAACCCAACAAUAAAGCUGAACGCCGCUGCCAUCGCUGUCUUAAUCAUCUGCAUCCUGGUGCUGCUGGACAGAGCUUUACUUCAGAUGAACUCCUCGAGCCAGAGCUGGAUCUCUGGUGCUGCUGGACGUCAGCGUGUCACUGAAUGUGUGCUGAAAAUAUAG